Molecule: messenger RNA, 2892 nt
Organism: Myiozetetes cayanensis
Lineage: Eukaryota; Metazoa; Chordata; Aves; Passeriformes; Tyrannidae
Gene: MORN4
Product: MORN repeat containing 4
Exons: 4
Coding region: 1238-1777 (179 amino acids)
Source: RefSeq, a predicted model, not a curated record
ACAAGGCAGGGUGUGGGUGCAUGGACACGGCGGCGUGCGGAUGCAUCCCCCGUGGGUGCACGGACACGGCAGGGUGUGGGUGCAUGGACACGGCAGGGUGUGGGUGCACGGACACGGCAGGGUGUGGGUGCAUCCCCCGUGGUUGCAUGGACACGACGGGGUGUGGGUGCAUCCGCCGUGGACGCGGUCACGCCUUCGGGCACACUCCUGGCCUCACGAGCUCCAGGUCGUGGAGCCGCCCGUCCCCCGUGAAGUGUCACAGGCCGUGCUGGCGGAGUUCGCAGCCCCCGCCCCUCCGCCUGGCACGGCUGAGCGGGCUGCGGGCCGGCGAUGAGCUCCCGGGCGCUGCCGUCGGCAGAGAGCACUGUUCAGUCGCUGCUCGCCUCGCCUGGGGCCGUUUCUCUGGACACAAAGCCUUGGCAAGUUCCUGCCGUGCUCUCGGGUUCGCGGGGCUCAGCACGCUCCGCUCGGGUAGUUCGCAGCCCAGUGUGAGCAGAUACACUCCCUUUGCAUGCGGGGAGCCCCUUCCCGUCACGGGCUCUGCUUGAGCCGCACCGGCAGCUGCGGGAGAGGCAGCGCCCAGCCCGCCCGCGGGGCUGUCUCUGUGCGGGUGCCUUCCCUGUGUGCUGGGGAGGGCUGUGCUUCAUGCCAGCGACUCUAGGGGUGUACAGUCUCCGGGUGCUGCUUACUGUCUGCAGGCAGGUUUGCAAGCCCUGGGUAGCGGAGCAAAGCCCUGAAGCCUCAGGGUCCACUCUCCGCUGUCCCUUUUAGGAGGAGUGGCCUCCCGUCCCUGGGAAUGAGCCAGGUUUGCCCAUCCUUGAUACUGAACCUGGAAACGCCACAAGCUCUCUGUUCCCUCCCCCGAAGAGCUGGCACCAAGCACAACCCAGCAUCUCCUCUAAAAUGCCUAUUUCUGCCUGGGGCUGCCCCGGCAGAGCUGAGGGUGGCCCUUGGCCUGAGCUUGCGUGGUGCAGGACCCCAGAGUGCCAGGCCGGAGGCAGACAGCUCCUGCCACACUGCUCUUCCUGCUGCUCACUCACGUUUCACAGGGCUGUGACCCCUGUGGGCUCACAUCGUCCUGAGCCCUGCAGUGGGGCGGGCAGCAACCCGAACCUGGCGGCUGGGGUUUCAGAGCCAGGGCAGGGUGGCUGUGCUCCUGGGGUCACCUCCUCAUUUGCGCCGUGCCCCGGCGGAGACAUCCCCAGGGCAGACAGGUGCCUCUCUCUGAGACGAGGGGAUGCAGGGGCUCUGGGCAAGCCAGACUGCUGUCCCUGCCCAGCAGCUCUCUGUGCCUCUUCCUGCCAGCUCUUGCCCUGCUGUGCCGGAGGCUGUUGCCAUGACCCUGACUAAAGGCUCCUUCACCUACUCCAGCGGGGAGGAGUACCGCGGCGAGUGGAAGGAAGGUCGCAGGCACGGCAUUGGGCAGCUGACGUUUUCCGAUGGCACCGCCUACGUGGGGCACUUCGAGAACGGGCUGUUCCACGGCUGUGGCGUGCUCACCUUCUCUGACGGCUCCAGGUACGAGGGGGAGUUUGUGCAGGGCAAGUUCAAUGGCGUUGGAGUCUUUACCCGCUGCGACAACAUGACCUUUGAGGGCGAGUUCAAAGGCGGGCGCGUGUAUGGCUUCGGUCUCCUGACUUUCCCUGACGGCUCCCACGGGGUGCCCCGCAACGAGGGCUUCUUUGAGAACAACAAGCUGCUGCGGCGGGAGAAAUGCACAGCCAUCAUCCAGAGGGCCCAGGGUGCCUCCAAGUCUGCCCACAACCUGACAGCGUGACGGUGCCCCACAUCCCCUCCUACCAGAGCAGGGAUGCCCCCCUACUUGGGCAUUGGCUGGCCCUGCUGGCCCUGGAGCAGGGAUGUGGCACUGCUGGGUGCUUCCUGGCCCUUUGUCCCCACCAAGCAUUCUUCUACUGAACCCCUGCUGCUGGAGGGGAUGGGACCCUCCGCUCUCCACCCAAGUGCCCUGGGGCAGCCAUGGUGCCUUCUUUUUCUGGCUGUAGCCCUGGCACCUGCUGGAGCAGCAGGAGGGCAGGGUGGUUGGAGCUUGGCCCCUCUGUCUCCCAGGAAGACUGUGGACCACUGGGGCUGCAAGCCUGCUGCAGAGGAUGGAGUAGUGGGAUAGGGGCUGGUCCCUGACCCCACUGCCAGGGUGCCUUGGCUGGGAGCUGCUGGCUGGACCAUGUACCCCCAGAGGGGCAGCUCCUGGCUUGCUUCGCUGCCCUGAUCUGGAGGCAGGAUGGGCACCCUGGGCACGCUGUGGCCUGCACCCUCAGUACUGGGUGACUGGCCAUCCCCCAGCAUGCCCAUGGGUAGGGUGGCAUGGUGUCCCUGAAGAACCCAGCCUGCUCUCGAGGCCAGCUGAUGGUCUGUGUUCCCCUUAUCCCCGUGCCAAUCUGCCUCACCCGCUGCCUUGGUGACACCAGCAGCAGCAGUAUCCCCACCAAGGAGGAUGGGGGAAUGCCCAGCCUGGCGCAUAUCUGCUGCGUGUUGGUGGAGGGUGGGAGCAAUCGUGAGCAAGGAGCAGGGUCAGCAGGAGCCUGGGAUGAGGGGCACAAGCAGAGCUGCAUGGGGUGGCAAAGCUGGAGCAGGGGGCCUGGGCAGGGUGGGAGGGGAUAGAGGCAUGGCAAAGGGGCAGGCAGGGGGCACACAGCUCCCCAUUUUGCCCUCCACAUGCAUUCUUCAUCUCCCUGCUGCAUGCUCACCUUCACCCCCGGUGUGGUCCGGCUGGCUGUGGCACAGGGGUCCUGGCAGCCCUCACUGCCUGGUGUGGGGCCGCAGGGGCCAUGCCCUCCCUACCGGUCUCUGCUCACACCGGUCCCGUGCCUUGCCGUGACCCUGCCUUGUGCUGCUGCCUGCACGGGCCUCAGCUGAGUAAACCAUGUUGCCAAA